GAUUCUGAUUGGUAGGACGGAGCAACCUGGCUCCUAGUUGGCAGAGCUCUCCCCGGAUGGGAGCUCCGGCCACGGAGUGAUGGUGGUGGCAGCGGAGAUGGGCCGGGCAGGGACCAUGGCAGUGGCGGCAGAAGUGGCAGGGGCGGGGCGGCUGGCGGUAGAGGAGGCUGUAGUCUUCAGGGGGCUGUAGGUGGAGGCAUGGCUCGGGCCAGCAGCGGGAACGGCAGCGAGGAGGCCUGGGGGGCACUUCGGAUGCCGCAACAGCAGCUUCGAGAGGUUUGCCCAGGAGUGAACAACCAGCCCUACCUCUGUGAGAGUGGUCACUGCUGCGGGGAGACUGGCUGCUGCACCUACUACUAUGAGCUCUGGUGGUUCUGGCUGCUCUGGACUGUGCUCAUCCUCUUUAGCUGCUGCUGCGCCUUCCGUCAUCGACGAGCUAAACUCCGGCUGCAGCAACAGCAGCGGCAGCGUGAGAUCAACUUGUUGGCCUACCACGGGGCAUGCCAUGGGGCUGGCCCUGUUUCUACGGGUUCACUGCUUGACCUUCGCCUCUUCAGCGCCUUCAAACCCCCAGCCUAUGAGGAUGCGAUUCACCGCCCGGGCUCACCACCACCUCCUUAUACUGCGGUCCCGGGCUGCCCCUUGACUGCUUCUAGGGAGCGUACCUGCUGCUCCUCCACUUCUAGCUGCCCUACCCACUGCGAGGGAACAAAUGUGGAAGGUGUUUCCUCCCACGGGAGUGCUCCCCCUCAUCAGGAGGGUGAGCCUGGGGCAGGGGUAAGCCCUGCCCCCACACCCCUUUCCUGCCGCUAUCGCCGCCUGACUGGUGACUCGGGUAUCGAGCUCUGCCCUUGUCCUGACUCCAGCGAGGGCAAGCCAGUCAAGGAGGCUAGGGCUAGUGCCACUCAGCCAGAUCUGGAGGACUGCUCCCCUUGUACACUGCCCCUAGAUUCCGUAUCCCAAGUUUCUUCUGUGCGGCUGGCUUCCAGUGAAGGGGACAUCCCAUAAGCAGUUUGGGGAGGAUGGGUGGGUUACUUGCCCACUAGAAACAGCCCUGGUCCCAAUUCCUUGAGUUCUCUUCGGCCUCUCCUUGCGCUCCUACUAGAAUCUGCCUGAAAGGGCUGGAGUCCUGAGGAGAAGGGCCAUGUUUGGGGGACUGUGCUAGCUCUACCCCCAAUGACAUACACAGGAGCCUUUGAUCUCAUUAAAGAGAUGUGAACCAGC
Molecule: messenger RNA, 1224 nt
Organism: Miniopterus natalensis
Lineage: Eukaryota; Metazoa; Chordata; Mammalia; Chiroptera; Miniopteridae
Gene: WBP1
Product: WW domain binding protein 1
Molecular function (GO): WW domain binding
Source: RefSeq, a predicted model, not a curated record